Messenger RNA from Biomphalaria glabrata, 2276 nucleotides. RefSeq lists its product as uncharacterized. The transcript is spliced from 9 exons. The record is from RefSeq and is a predicted model, not a curated record. The coding region runs from base 100 to 1248 and encodes 382 amino acids. NCBI's taxonomy places the organism in Eukaryota, Metazoa, Mollusca, Gastropoda, Planorbidae. Gene Ontology annotation, molecular function: G protein-coupled receptor activity. Gene Ontology annotation, cellular component: plasma membrane. Gene Ontology annotation, biological process: G protein-coupled receptor signaling pathway.
CAGCAAUCAGGACUUGUUUUUUCUUUACGCUGUGGAAGAGAAAGAAUUCACUAGAAUUUAGAAUUUAGAUUAUUGGGUCUCAAACUUAAUGACGGCAGAAUGAUUACAAAGUCACCCAGCAAUCUUUCUAAUGGCGAAUUCAACGUUACACUGAGCGAAGAAGACCUUCAGGAAAUCGUUCGACUGACCAGAAUAUCAAAUCUUAUUCUUAAGACUGUCCCCUACUUUCUGCUCGCUUUUGGAAUACCAGGGAACGUCAUCUCUAUUGCCGUGCUGAGCAAGCCAAGCAUGAAGGACAAGAUAUUUACCCUGUUCUUGGUCAGCCUGUGCCUGUUCAAUCUCCUUCUCCUGCUGUUCUCGCUGCCCAGGUUCAUAGCCAAAGGAUUUAUCGGACGGGAGAUCUAUUUCAACAGCCCAAAGCUUUGCGCGUUUGUGAAAUAUGCGACUCAUACACUGAUAGCUAUUUCACACUGGCACCUAGUUGUCAUGUGUACUUGGAGACUACUGUACUACAAAGACAAAACCCGAAUUAUCGUACAAUAUCUUCAUCCAAUGUACACAAUUCUAAGCAUGGUCGUCAUCUGGUCCAUUGUCUACAUUCCACUGGUCUACUUCUGGAUAGUGUUUAGCAAUGAGAAAGGUGAAGAGACAGAAUGCUAUUUACCACACUCGUCCCCCAUUGUGGUGGCAGUCCUUGUGAUACAAGUCUUUAUACCCAGCCUGCUACUGAUAGUGGUCAACCUUAUAAUCUACUUUGUCCACUCUAAGGAAAUCAAAUCUGGACUAGCCAAUAAAGAGACUGCCAGUAAAGUGAGUCAGUCAAUGUUGGUGAUCGUCCUGGCGUCAUGUCUUCAAUUUAUCAUCACCGUCUUUCCAGUGGUUGUCAUAGUGAUAUGCAACAGCGUCAUGUUUCAACUCAACACAAGGCUGGGCGCUGUCAAGUAUGAAUUAGCCUAUACUGUUGCCUACAUGUUGUUGUAUACCAACGCUGCUACCAACUUCAUCAUCUACUGUGCUUUCGGCAACACAUUUAGGAGAGAGCUCUUCAAGAUGUUAAUGCCCAAGUGUGUACCUAAGCAACUUGGGCCUUCUCAAAGUGGCUGCAGCGGUGUCUCUGACGUCAGUAAAGCCGAGAAGUCAGUGAAGUAUUUAUUCAGCUACACCCACAGCCCUGGUCCAAAACAUUCGUUUACGGUGACAUCAGAAGUAGACCCGACAGACUUCAAUGAUCUCGAAAGCGGAUCCUGAAUUCGUCAAGGAACUAACAAUGUUAUUGGAACAAAUAAUGUUUUUCCAACAGAAUAUGCCAUUCUAACAAAUCGUGCUAUUCUAACAACUAUUUUUUUUUUUGCUCUGAAAUACAGAGACUUCGGUAUUUUUAUAGAGAGUGUAUGAAAGGGUCUAUUGUAAAACGGAACAGGUAAAAAGUAUUGGGCCCUUGAUUUUUUUUUUAAAAAGUUGAUAGAGUUCAGGUUUUCAACGCCAAGAAUCGAACCCUAGAGCCCUGGAAAGUAUGUGUCGUGUGGCGUUAAAAUUAUAGCAGCAUAUAAGCCUUUCAUGCAAUAUUCUGCCACAGUGUAUUGAGUUUCUUUUUCAGUUUCACUCUUUCUCUCCGUAAUUAUUUACCACAUUCUGGUGGAAUCAACGCUGGUAUCGUCAAUUAGGAGAGAAAGAGUUAAUACACAGUAUGUUGUCCUUCCUAGAAUUUAAAGGCAAUCCUUUAUAAGCUGCACGAGUAUUGUAGCAUUCAAUGGCAAACAAAGGCAUAACUUAGAAAGUACGGAGACUGGACAACAGUCGGUCUGCCUCAAUGAUGCCAAAACAACCUUCCGCUGGCCCUUUCCGGCAUUGACGCAACCAAGUCUAUCCCUUGAAAUCUCUGACCCCAUUGCAUAAUAAAUCCGCUGCAGAUCUGUUUCACUGGACUUGACGAUUUGAAUUUGUCUGGUGAUGUAGCCCGUGAGACUUACGUUGAAACCUAUUUUGCCCUCAAGCUGAGAAGUGUUGCACACCUCUUGUAUACGUUUGCUAAAAACACACAUCUGUUUGGUCGUAUGUUGAUUCACGUAUCAUCUUCAUUCUAAAUAGUUAAGUCAUCAAACAUCUACAUAUUUUUUGUUCACAUUCUGUGAUAUAUCUGUAGAUCUAGACGUCUGCUGGUGUUAAUAUGUUAAUAUAUGAUCGCAGGUUUGGUUUGAGAGUAUUUUAAUGUCAACCUUUUACGAAAAUUGAAGAAGUUUCGUUUCUAUUGAAAAUUAAAAAAUAUGGAUCAAUUA